UCCUUCCCGUCCACUCACAGCUGUCAAGUGAUUCAGCUCCCCGGUAAUUGUCGUUUGUAUUCUCUUUGGUGUCCAAGUAUUUGACCUACCGGUAAUGUAUCAGACUGGUAUCGAUCACAUUUAGCUAUCCAGUCAAGCCCUGUCUGUUUGCUCACCCGUUGAAGAGCCGCAGGGACCGUUGUGCCUACUUUGGGUUGCAAUACAAGCCUCUUUGCAAUACUAUAUACGGGGACAGACUCCCAUUUCGAUCAAUUUCAAUUCCGACCGGUCAAAUAUUCCGAUAAUAAACUGGACCACGUCACCUGCGAUUACACCACUAGUUCUAGGCAGCGUUACCACUUCUCACCUAUAGGAAGCUCCUCUUUUCCGAAAGACGGACCAGGCAGCCCCGAUUUGACCAAGGUACUCUACCUACCUCACUCAGCUGGGUAGGUAGUUUUAUAUGGGAUCGCCAUUCCCUGCACAACAGCGCUCAGCCACCGCAGCUGCCUGUCAAUCAACUCGUCACCUAGGACUGACCUCAAAUUCUUUCAACCGGUAGCAACUUUGCCAGACAGGACUUGCCCGGAUUUUGGUUGAGAUCGCAUUCGAGACAUUUGAUUAUACAUGAUAUAUUCAUCAGAAAAUCGUCCAGCAGCUCUUCUUGAUAUUUCUGGUCUUCACGCUAUUCUCUCAAUAUCAUCCGCUGCCUCAUUGGCGUACCUUCUGUUCUUGACCAGGCAAGUCAGCCAGCCGCUGUCUCCGCCAUGAGUGACGCCGUCGCAACCCUCAUUGGCCUUCAGGCUGCUACCGGCGGUACAACCAUUCAGGACAUACUUAAUCGGACUGCGCCGGGGCUCAGCUUCAUACCGUCUUUUCUUCGAAGAUGGCUUCAGAUCGACAUUAGCGCCAUAAUAGGGUUGCUCUCGCUAAUCGGUGCCAUGUCGAGCGGCUUCCACUUCCUGAACCACAUCGGCCUCAAGCUAUACUGGACUUUGACUCGAUUCUGCACCGCCUCCGUUGCCGUCGCCGCCAGCGAUCGUCUCAAUCGCGAGGUCCUCAGCUGGAUCUCAUCCACAGUCCUUAUGCGUCAAGGCACCCGCGUCCUGGCCGCCCGCAGCGAGAUGGUGGACGAUGAGCGCUACUACUACCAGCGCCCAAAGACAAUUCGCGACGACUGCGCCAACGAGACGCGCCGGCCCGUUGAGUAUAUGCCCACCUUUGGCACCACGUGGUUCUGGCAUCGCAAACGCCUGUUCAUAGUUCGCUGCGUUAGAACCCACAACCACCGUGGCGGCGCUUUCAGCCGCGAUAGUCCAGAAGAGUUCUUCGACGCGCCAACUGGUGAAGAGCCCCUUGUCGUCAUGUGUUUUGGCCGUUCCGUAGCCCCCAUCAAGCAGUUCCUCAAUGACUGCCGGGACUGGGGCGAGGCGCAGCGUGCACGCUACGUGACCGUCCGUACCUGCAAGAAGAGCUAUAAUGGGGCACAUUGGGAUUCGACGAUCCUGCGCCCGACGCGACCAAUUCAGACGGUGCAUUUUGACGAACAAGUAAAGAAGGAUCUGAUCGCCGACAUCAUCAACUAUCUCGAUCCGCACACGCGGGACUUUUACCAUCAGCGAGGCAUCCCCUACCGCCGCGGCUACCUACUGCACGGCCCACCCGGCACCGGCAAGACUUCGCUCAGCCUGGCGCUCGCAAGCAUGUUCAAGCUAGAGCUGUACCUCCUACAUGUGCCUAGCCUCGCCAACGACGGCGAGCUAGAGUCCAUGUUUGACGAGCUGCCGCCAAGAUGCAUCAUUCUUCUUGAGGACAUUGAUGCCGUAGGGAUACCCCGACGGAAUGAGCUCGCGGCGCGAAUGACUGGCCUUGACGACAAGGACGAUGAUGAAGACGACGAGGACGAGGAAAACGGCUCUGGGAGGGGCAGAAGCACUCUCUCGGGCUUGCUAAACGUUCUCGACGGUGUUGCCAGCCAGGAGGGCCGCAUCGUCUUUAUGACGUCCAAUUUGGCCGACAAGCUCGACCCGGCGCUUGUCCGCCCCGGGCGCAUCGAUCGAAAAAUAUUCCUUGGUAACAUCAACCAAGAGUCAGCGAGGCUAAUGUUCCUCCGCAUGUAUGCUGAGUCUGAUGAUUCACAAUUCGCUGACCUUGGACCCGCUGCGGAAAUGGAAAUGUCAGAACUGUCCGGACAGACCACUCCUGCAAUCAUCAGUCCUGGACCACCAACAAGCCUUGAUGAGAAGGUAAACACAGUUGAACUCGAGAAGGUUGCCGCGGAAUUUGCUUCGCACAUACCCGACGAUGCGGUGACCCCGGCUCUUAUCCAGGGAUUCCUGCUUUCACAUCGCUCAGACCCGCUCGCAGCACGGGAUGGCAUCCAGGACUUUAUCAAAGACGAGAUGUUGAAAUUGGAAGAAGCCCGUGAGAAGGCACUGCGAGCACGUGAAACUAAAGCACGCAAGCGCAAGUCUAAGGCGCUCGCACAGCUGGGUGCUCUGGCAACCCUGACGGCAAAGACUCGGGCUGCUGUGAGCACCGAUAGCGAAGAGCCGGUGGGGAAUGCAACGGUUGAGGCGCUGGCGAAAACUGCAACUAGUGGUGCUGCGGGCGGAUUGGGUAGCCCAUCUGAUUCUAAGGCCGCCCCCGGAGCGACAGAGGGAGCUGAGGCCAUCAAGAAUGACGGAAGCCAUACAAAUCACACGGAAGGUGCAGGUAAAGAUACUCCCAGUGGCAAACAGAGCAAAGCCGGUGAGGACGGGAGUAUAGGAAAUGGCACAACUGAGGUCGGAGUUUGAUCAAUCAUCGGAGACAUAGACGACUGCAGGUAGCGGUCGUCAUGUGGAUGUUGACAGGUCUGUUCAAGCCGGGGGCGACGUCGAAAGGCCAGAAGGUCGCUCAUAGUACCAUUGAGAGGGCAUUUUGCAAAUGCAGGCCGAUGUUAGCCCAGCGGUCUCACCGGUUAUCAGUCUGCGAGCAAGUCUUCUGCUAGCAGGACUGGAAUAACUCUGAGCGUGAUUUGAUGAGACAUAAUAUAUUGCGGUUUGUAAACUCAUGGCCUGCUUGUCUCAUUGUCGAUUUGUUAAGCUAUUCUCAUUUUACCCUCUCGGAUCACUGGCAUUUUGUGCUGACAAUGAUAUAUCGAUCGAGCAUGCAUCGUUACUAUAUAUACAAGGUGCGUGACGGAUAUAUGUAAGAUGUGUGUUAUGCGGCAUGCGUCACAUCCGCGGGUAUUAUGGCGUGACAAGAAGGAUGAGGGGAAGUAGUAUCCAACAUACCUGCGGGACCCCGCCCUGAAUCAGACCCAAACCCGAAAUAGCAUGUUCUUAUAGUCUGACUG
This is a messenger RNA of Pyricularia oryzae 70-15, 3319 nucleotides long. RefSeq lists its product as uncharacterized. Gene Ontology annotation, molecular function: ATP binding; ATP hydrolysis activity. Gene Ontology annotation, cellular component: mitochondrial inner membrane. Gene Ontology annotation, biological process: mitochondrial respiratory chain complex III assembly; protein insertion into mitochondrial inner membrane from matrix. The transcript has a single exon. The record is from RefSeq and is a predicted model, not a curated record. NCBI's taxonomy places the organism in Eukaryota, Fungi, Ascomycota, Sordariomycetes, Magnaporthales, Pyriculariaceae. Bases 747 to 2777 code for a protein of 676 amino acids.